AUGAACAUAUCAGCAUUUUGGUGUUUGCAUAUUGUAAGAAAACUGGUAAAUGAUCCAUGUUUUGCCUCACAGUGUGACGUCUUCACAGACAUAGGAGAAGAGAUGCUUGACCAUGCAUUCCAAGGCUACAAUGUAUGCAUUUUUGCAUAUGGUCAAACUGGAGCAGGGAAGUCAUAUACCAUGAUGGGGAAACAAGAAGAAGGGCAGGAAGGAAUUAUUCCUCUUAUUUGUAAAGACAUGUUCAAGAAAAUUGCAGACUGCAAUGAUGAAGAACUUCAGUACUCUGUUGAAGUAAGCUACAUGGAGAUCUACUGUGAGCGUGUCCGUGAUUUAUUGAAUCCCAAGAAUAAGGGCAACCUUCGUGUACGUGAGCACCCUCUUCUUGGACCAUACGUAGAGGACUUGGCUAAACUAGCAGUUACUACAUAUGAAGACAUUCACAACCUUAUUGAUGAAGGCAACAAGGCUAGGACUGUAGCCGCCACAAACAUGAACGAGACUUCUUCAAGAUCCCAUGCUGUGUUUUCUAUUGUAUUAACUCAACGUCGGGAGGACCGUGCAACAAAUCUGUCUACAGAACGAGUAUCCAAGAUAUCUCUAGUAGAUUUAGCAGGUUCAGAGCGUGCCGAUUCUACUGGAGCCAAAGGAACAAGACUCAAAGAGGGUGCCAACAUUAACAAAUCGCUGACCACCCUCGGCAAAGUUAUCUCUGCUUUAGCUGAAAUUGCUUCAAAACCUAAUAAGAAGAGGAAAGCAGAAUUCAUUCCCUAUCGUGACUCUGUCUUGACCUGGUUGCUUCGUGAAAACCUUGGAGGAAACAGCAAAACAGCCAUGGUGGCAGCUAUAUCACCUGCUGAUAUUAAUUAUGAUGAAACUCUUUCAACUUUGCGAUAUGCUGAUCGUGCUAAAGCCAUUCGCUGCAAUGCUGUUGUCAAUGAAGAUGCAAAUGCCAAGCUGAUCCGUGAACUGAAAGAGGAGAUCCAACGUCUUCGUGACCUCCUUAAAGUUGAAGGCAUUGAAGUUCAGGAAGGCCCGGAUUGCAAGGUCACCUACAACAACAAUGAAAAUCGCCCUGCUGAUCUAGGUUCAUGUCAGGAGAUCACAAAAGUUAUGAAUAGUAGGAAUGACAAAGAGACUCCUCAGAUAAACUCCCCAGUGUCUACAGUUGCUGAAGUUGCGGUUGAUCAGCUACAGGCCAAUGAGAAGCUCAUCGCAGAACUAAAUGAGACUUGGGAGGAGAAACUGAAACGCACUGAAAGUAUACGUUUGCAACGUGAAGCUGUCUUUGCUGAGAUGGGUGUAGCCCUGAAAGAAGAUGGCAAUACCCUUGGAAUAUUUUCUCCUAAAAAGUUUGGAGACUUCACCUUACUUAAUAAAGACUAG
Macrobrachium nipponense is the source of this 1383-nucleotide messenger RNA. Its product is annotated as kinesin-like protein unc-104. Gene Ontology annotation, molecular function: microtubule motor activity; ATP binding; microtubule binding. The record is from RefSeq and is a predicted model, not a curated record. Bases 1 to 1383 code for a protein of 460 amino acids. The transcript is spliced from 12 exons. Lineage: Eukaryota; Metazoa; Arthropoda; Malacostraca; Decapoda; Palaemonidae. Gene Ontology annotation, biological process: microtubule-based movement.